AUGGAUAAUAACUUAAUUUCUUCAUUGGGUAUCGUUACAUGGACCAUUGUUGGAAGCAUGUCCAUGGUUGCCAUUUUAGGAAAUGUAUUCAUCAUAGUUGUGAGUGGGAACCAAUGGCUCCAAACCAAGAAGAUGGCACCUUUUGAUUUUCUCUUGACUAGUUUGAGCAUCUCCAGAGUGUUUUGGUAUGUAACCUCUGGACUUAACUAUCUUUUGGAAGUCAGCAUUGGUGACGCCUUUAUGUAUUCUUCUGCCCAGGAAGCCAUCGGUUUUGUCUGCAUGUUUUCUGGCAUGGCCAGCCUCUGGUGUGCUUCAUGGCUUAGUGUGUUCUAUUGUGUGAAGGUCACCAACUUUGCCAACCGCUUUUUACUCUGGCUAAAGCCAAGGAUCAAUGUGCUCUCGAUUAGACUGCUUGGAAUGUCAAUAAGUAGUCUUGUCAUCAUGUCCGUUCUCUUCUUCUGCAGUUAUGCUGAAGAAAAAAAGCGGUGCAAUCUGACAGGGAGCUUGCCAGUGAACAUCAGUCAAAGAAAGGCUUGUCAAGCCUUAAUUUUUAUUUUUGUUCCUUUUCAGUUAAUUGUUGCAUCCAUGAAUUUCAUCAUCAGCCUAACUGCAACCGUUCUUUUGCUCCUCUCUCUGUGGAAACACACAAGGAAUCUGAAAAAGAGUGGUAUUGGUGCAAAAGACCUAAGUACUCAGAUCCAUAUUAAUGUCAUGAAGUCUUUCGUGUUUUAUAUUUUCCUCUACAUUUUAUAUUUCACUGGUAUGCUAAAUUUGGCAAAUAAUUUGCACACUGCUAAUGCCAUGCAGCUUUUGUCUGCCAUCCUUCUUACCAUAUUUCCUUCAGCACACACCAUAAUAUUAAUUUUGAGCAAUCCAAAACUGAAAUCACUGUUAGUUCGCACUCUAAAUAUAAGACGAAAAGCUUAA
Anolis sagrei ordinatus is the source of this 927-nucleotide messenger RNA. The record is from RefSeq and is a predicted model, not a curated record. NCBI's taxonomy places the organism in Eukaryota, Metazoa, Chordata, Lepidosauria, Squamata, Anolidae.